CUCGCUGAAACUGGAAAAACAAAAAAACAAAUUGAAGAGCUCCAGCUACAGAUGGCUUCGUAUUUAGAAGACUAUGUAAUAAGCAACCUGUCAUAACGCGUUAUCAGUUUUAAUUACCCUGCAUCCAAUAUAUCAAAAAAUUUAUUAUUUUUUUAUGUGUGGUAAUUAAAUAAAAAGAACAUAGGGGUGUGCGAUGAUACACGCAGUCGAACUUCCUCAAGACCUUUCAAGUUCUUCUCCUAUACUUCAGUUUAGUUACGUGUGUACACAGGCGUUGCUUUCCACACGACGAAAUUGCAUAUGCCAAAAUAUCGAGCGAAGUUUGAAGUUUGAAACAAAGAAAAAACAACACCAGGCGUCUGUAAUAAACAUCUGCCGGUAGAAGUGUCAUCUAUCACUAGUGUGCGAUUGGUUGCCUAAAACCGUAUUUUGUAAUGCUGCCAUGGGCCAGUGUUAAUUAUCCAAAAGACGCCAAAAGUGCGUUUCAUCCACCUUGGUCCUCACAAUCUGCAGAUGGCGUUUUUGCGAUCAAUUUAUACUUAGUACAAAUUAACUCAUUUUUUCGGGUUUGACUGCUGUUAAAAACCCCUCUGUGUUUCAAUUCAUCAUGGAAUCGGCUGCGCUGAACUCAAACUUGUCAGAAAAAAAGACAGACAUAGUGUGUUAUAACAUGAACGCUGACUACUUCAAAACUGGCGACUUUCUCGACUGGUAUAUCGCUAACUCCGUGCUCUGCGCAAUCUUAGCCAUCGCCACAACAAUGGCAAACUUGUGCAUUCUUAUAAUCAUCUGGAGAACUUCCUAUCUACACACACCUUCAAACGUCAUUCUUUUUUCCCUCGCGCUGUCUGAUCUUGGUGUCGGUUUAUUGGCUCAGCCAGUGGCUGUGGUUAACACCGUGGCUAAAAUCCAAGGACUCAUCAACACGGCUUGUAUUUCUGGAGAAGCUGUGGCUGCCUUAUCGACUUAUCUAUGCGGUGUGUCUUUGUUAACCGUCACGGCAGUGAGUAUUGAUCGAUAUCUGGCGCUGCAUCUUCACCUCAGAUAUAAACAAUUGGUAACAAAUAAGCGCGUUAUAGCACUGCUCGUUUUGACAUGGUUGCUCGUGGCUCUUGUUUUACUAACGUGGUUGUGGUAUCCUCGGUUUAUCUUAGGCUUAGGUAUAGCUGUUGGCUGUAUCUGUAUUCUUAUCACAUCCGGUUGUUUCUUUCGUAUCUACCUGGUUUUGCGAUAUCACUUUAGGCAAAUCAGUAUCCAGACCCAUCCUAAGACUGAGAAUCAGGAAUCAAAUGAAGCACUCAACUUGACACACUACAGGAAAUCAGUCUUAGGCAUGUUCAUGGUUUAUCUCGUCUUACUGUUCUGUUAUCUCCCUUACCUCAGCGUGGCUUGUGUGGUGGCGGUACAAGGCAUUAACACAACCAAUCGGCUUUUGUUCGAGCUGGCGAGAACUCUUGUUUAUGCGAAUUCUGCUAUUAAUCCUUUCAUAUACUGUUGGCGUCUCCAAGAUAUAAGAACCGCCGUGUUACAACGUUUGCCUUGUGUUUAACGAUUGACCUUCAUCGAUAGUCUAGGCUUGCACCAUUUGUCCGGUCUUUCUUGCUUAAGGAACCAGUUCCCAUUGCCGUUUGCAGAGUCGGGCAUAAGGCCAGCAAUCCUACAACUGCAAUCAUUUUUGCAAUUCCGGUUUCUGCACUGCGCCAACUUCUUCGCGAAUUCGAUUGCUAUGGGCGCCCACCGUCAACUAGAUCGUGGAGAUCGUUCUGCGUUUUAACAAUAGAACUGGUUAGCUUUUAAUAUUUUUGUUGAACAUUGUAAUUUUUUUUUUCAGCAAGGGUUUUCCUGAGGAAAUAUUCGAUUAUUAUUAAGAGUGAGUACAAAUAAAUAUUAAAAGGUUGAGCUCAUGAUUAGUUCAACCAGCCAGGAAACAGGUUUAUUGAGUGGUGUGUACCAGACUGGUACGAAUUGCUUAUUGGUACUAGUAAAGGACAUUAAACGCUCUGAUCUGUUUUAUACAGCCAGCGAUUCCAAAUAACAUGAUUGCUCUUCCGUACGGCACACUAACAAACACCCUGACACCCUGCUACUGAAUAGCCUACUCGGAUGUAUCAAUCUGCUUUCCUUGUCUCGUACUCAUCGACAGGUUCGUCAUAUAAACACCUGCUUAAGGU
This is a messenger RNA of Orbicella faveolata, 2171 nucleotides long. RefSeq names its product histamine H2 receptor-like. Gene Ontology annotation, molecular function: G protein-coupled receptor activity. Gene Ontology annotation, cellular component: membrane. Gene Ontology annotation, biological process: G protein-coupled receptor signaling pathway. NCBI's taxonomy places the organism in Eukaryota, Metazoa, Cnidaria, Anthozoa, Scleractinia, Merulinidae. The record is from RefSeq and is a predicted model, not a curated record.